Molecule: messenger RNA, 1011 nt
Organism: Carlito syrichta (Philippine tarsier)
Lineage: Eukaryota; Metazoa; Chordata; Mammalia; Primates; Tarsiidae
Product: olfactory receptor 8D1
Exons: 1
Coding region: 63-989 (308 amino acids)
Biological process (GO): sensory perception of smell; G protein-coupled receptor signaling pathway
Cellular component (GO): membrane
Molecular function (GO): G protein-coupled receptor activity; olfactory receptor activity; odorant binding
Source: RefSeq, a predicted model, not a curated record
GAGGAGUGAAGGUCCAGUGGUGAAUUCUUACUUUCCAUUUUCACAGGAAUCUUUGAAGAAGCAUGGCUACAGCAAAUCAUUCUACAGCAACCAAAUUUGUCUUAGUGGGUCUAACACAGCAGCCAGAACUGCAGCUUCCCCUCUUCCUCCUGUUCCUGGGAAUCUAUGUGGUGACUGUGGUGGGGAAUUUGGGCAUGAUUCUCCUGAUUGUGGCCAGCACUCUGCUUCACACCCCCAUGUACUACUUCCUCAGCAGUUUGUCCUUCAUUGACCUCUGCUAUUCCUCUGUCAUUGCCCCCAAAAUGCUGGUGAACUUCCUUGGAAAGGAGAAUAUCAUCCUUUAUUCUGAGUGCAUGGCCCAGCUCUUUUUCUUUGUGGUCUUCGUGGUGGCUGAGGGUUACCUCCUAACUGCCAUGGCAUAUGAUUGCUAUGUUGCCAUCUGUAGCCCAUUGCUUUAUAAAGUGAUCAUGUCCUCUAAGGUCUGCUCACUGCUUAUGCUAGUUGCCUUCAUCCUGGGCUUUCUCUCUGCCUUGGCUCAUACAAGUGCCAUGAUGAAACUGUCUUUCUGCAAAUCCCAUAUCAUCAACCAUUACUUCUGUGAUGUCCUUCCCCUCCUCAAUCUCUCAUGCUCCAACAAGCACCUCAAUGAGAUUCUUCUUUUUAUCAUUGCGGGGUUCAACACCUUAGUGCCCACCCUAGCUGUGGCCAUCUCCUAUGCCUUCAUCUUCUACAGCAUCCUUCACAUCCGGUCUUCAGAGGGUCGGUCUAAAGCUUUUGGAACAUGCAGCUCUCACCUCAUGGCUGUGGGGAUCUUCUUUGGGUCUAUCACUUUCAUGUAUUUCAAGCCCCCUUCAAGUAACUCCCUGGAUCAGGAGAAGGUGUCUUCAGUGUUCUACACCACAGUGAUCCCCAUGCUGAAUCCUUUAAUAUACAGUCUGAGAAACAAGGAUGUGAAGAAAGCAUUGAGAAAGGUCUUGGUGGGUAGAUGAGCCUUGAAUUUGGAGAUUUAUA